This is a messenger RNA of Ambispora gerdemannii, 173 nucleotides long. The record is from the annotation of a GenBank genome assembly. Lineage: Eukaryota; Fungi; Glomeromycota; Glomeromycetes; Archaeosporales; Ambisporaceae.
AUGGUGUUGACGAACACGUUCAAUUCUUACUAGAACGUUUGCAACAUUUAAAUAAACAUCAAGUCGAAGAACCUGACAAUAUUAUUCCUUGUGAGGACAAUAAUGAAAAUGAACCAGUGGAAUGUAUGAUAUUUACGUUGGAAGAGGCAUUACAAAAAUUCCAAUUACAAUGA